This is a messenger RNA of Onychostruthus taczanowskii (white-rumped snowfinch), 1413 nucleotides long. RefSeq names its product sterile alpha motif domain containing 13 (gene SAMD13). Lineage: Eukaryota; Metazoa; Chordata; Aves; Passeriformes; Passeridae. Gene Ontology annotation, molecular function: protein binding. The record is from RefSeq and is a predicted model, not a curated record. The transcript has 4 exons. The coding region runs from base 89 to 397 and encodes 102 amino acids.
GCCGCGGGCUCCGCCGCUCCGCAGCAGCCGGUAGCCAUGCGCUGGUUUAGUUGCUCCUAGUUGCUGAAGUAAAACUUCUGUCCUCCCCAUGCUAACUGUUGACAUGGAAAACAAGGAAAAUGGCUCUCUGGAUGUCAAAAAUUCACUAGAGAAUGGGAGACCUCUGGAUCCUGCUGACUGGGCUGUUACUGAUGUUGUGAAUUAUUUCAGAACAGCUGGAUUUGAAGAACAAGCCAAUGCUUUUCAGGAACAGGAAAUUGAUGGCAAAUCAUUACUGUUGAUGACAAGAAAUGAUGUACUGACUGGACUUUCAUUAAAACUGGGGCCUGCGCUGAAAAUCUAUGAAUAUCACGUAAAACCUCUACAGACACAACAUCUAAAGAACAACUCUUUAUAGCUAAUUGUCUAAUUGGGGUCAUGCUGUGCCUCAAAGGAAAAAUAAGCAAUUUGGUUUCAUGUGAUGGAACUUUGUAAAGAGAGAAUAUAUCUAUUAAGAGUUUAAACCAAAUUAGAAUAUAUAUCCUAUUGGAUAGAGCUGGCAAUAUACUAUAUGCUGAGUCUGAACUGAGAGAGGUGGUGUGUAUUUUUUACAUAGUACAUAAUGAUUUUCUCUUUUAGGAAGUGUCAAUGAGCAUGUUGAGAUAGCUACAUCACUGUAUCCAGAACAAAAGGGAGGUAUGUCAUUCUCAUUUUUGAGCCAGACAUGUUCUUGAUUUCAUUAAUUAAGAUACCAAAAAGUUAAACAAAAACAACCCCAAAGUUUACAUGCAUCUUUAGAGAGAGGAACCAAUUAAAGUAGGUUUUGGUUUGCGCUAAAGACCUACUAAAAUUAUUACUACUUAUAAUUUCAGGAUGGGACUGACACUUGCCAAGUCACCCUUUUUUGCAGAGGGUCCUAUUUUGACCUUAUUAAGGUUUACUUGUGGUAUGCUGCAAUGUUUAAAGCUGUACAUAGAACUAACAUAACUCCUUCAAUAGCAGAAGGUGUUGCUGACAGGUGAAACUGAGUUGUGUAUUUUUUGCUGUCCUUUAAAUUUUCAGCUUUUCACCUGUUUUUAAUAGUAGUCCUAUGUAAAAUAUAGUUGUUUUUUAAGAGUUUAUUUUGCUUUGCAAACAAAAAAGCUUCACUUUAUUCCUUUUUUAAUUUAUGAUUGUUUUCUAACAUUAUGCAGAAAUUUGUAAAAAGUAAAAUUCUGCACAUUUUUAAUAUUGUCUGUCUUUGGUGUUGUAAUGAUUGAUUUUUUUUUAAUGCUUUACUUAACACUUUGAAUACUUGUUUUAAGAACUGAAAGAAGCUGUCUUGUCAUCAUACAUCUCUGUUAAAAGAGAGUCAUGUUCAAUCUGUUUGUACUGGUUCCCUAUUUGAUAGGUUGCUUGCUAUAUCCCAAUAAAACAUUGCUUAUGUUUGGAUUC